AUGGCUCUAAUUUAUACUUUAGGCAAGAAUCUGACACAGGAGGAAGUGGCAGCAUUUUUGCGGGUGUUGGUCUCUGAUACUUUUGCGUGGGAUGUAAAAAGGCACAAUGGCUUUGAGUUUAAGGUCCUUUUCCCUACUAAAGGGGAUCUUGUCAAGAUGACAAAGUUCAAUGCAGAGAUGAAGGAAGGGGUCACUCUCAAAUUUCAAGAAUUUAAGGAAGAUGAAGAGUAUUUUGGCCAUGCUCUACCAGUGGUUUGGAUGGAGUACGUCAUUCUGGGGGCACUUGGAACUCUUUUCGGUGUUACCCAGGAUGUGGAUAUGGUGACUACUAGAGCCAAUAACUUUGGACGGUUUGAAGUGGCAGUACUAGAACCCAAGGCAAUUCCGACCAAACUAGAUGUCAUCAUUGGUAAUAGGUACUUUCAGUUGAUUUUUGAGGUUGAACCUUAUUUACUUAACAUUGGACUGCGGAAUAUUUGGAAUAUACAGAAUGAUGGGAAUGAGGACCAUGGUAAUGGUGCGACAAAAGACACUGAGAUGAAGGAGGCACAAAAUACUGGGGAAACUAAUAUAUCAGAUGCAAGCAUCAGAAAUGCAAUAAAAAACAACACGACCGGGAAAGAAGAUAAGGCUCCUAAGACACAGAUGGAUUAUGAUUGGUCAAAUGAUGAUCUGCUAGGAGACGAGCAUGAACUUAACGAAUUUGUACGCGAUCGAUGGGGCGUGAAGAAGGCGUUUGCGGAUGGUGCUCAACACCUUGGUGUUCUUCUUGACGCCAUGUUGGGAGCUGGAAUGGCAGCUGAUGGAGGAGUGGGUAUUAGUUUGGGUGACAAUGAUGAUUUAAUGAUCGGGUCUAUUGCUCUUUUAAAAAAUGUUGAAAGGGAGAGACUGAAACCAUCUAUUUGUCUCAAUAAUGAUGAAAAUGAAUUUGAUUCUAAGAAGGAUGAGAUCGAUCUAGACACCUUCACCAUAAGUCGACUCUGUGGUGACUUAACGGAGGAGGUGAUGGAUGAUAAUAAUGCGGACCUCAAUGGAGUACUUGUAAAUGUGCCCAUCAAGGUGGGAAAAACCAAAAAGAAAAAGAAACUCCUCAGUAAGAAUACAGCUGCAAGAAAAAAAUAG
Miscanthus lutarioriparius is the source of this 1122-nucleotide messenger RNA. NCBI's taxonomy places the organism in Eukaryota, Viridiplantae, Streptophyta, Magnoliopsida, Poales, Poaceae. The record is from the annotation of a GenBank genome assembly.